Messenger RNA from Oncorhynchus mykiss (rainbow trout), 2722 nucleotides. The record is from RefSeq and is a predicted model, not a curated record. NCBI's taxonomy places the organism in Eukaryota, Metazoa, Chordata, Actinopteri, Salmoniformes, Salmonidae.
UAAUAUCCUUUCUCUUCAGUGUAAACGGAAGCGACCUGUGACCAAGAACAGUUUCCACGUUAGCGUUUUUAUUUAGACGUUUAUUAACCCCCUGGAACUCAUCAUAUGACUAAUGUAACUGCACAGCAUCACAUACUUACCCCAGAUAGUGUUUAAUUCGAUUUCGACUGGGUUGAUAGAUGUUAUUUAAGUAAAGCUAGCUAGUAUCUGCUAACAAUGGCUAACUGUAUGGUUUUUCACACUCAAAUUGCCUCCAUCAUGGAGGUGCUAGCGAAUUCAGCCGUUGCAGAGAUCUGUAAACUCGUAGACGACGACUAUGCAGUGUUUCGUUUGGAAAUAACUCAAAGCCAGAAAGAAAACAGGGGAUUGAGGAGGAAACUACAGCUCGUGGAACUCAAGGUGGCACGGGAGCGCGCAGAGAGGACAAUGCGAGAGCGCGUCCUCGCUAGUCGUCCCAGUAGUGUCAAGAUCCUCGACAGAUACAGAGGAAUGGCAAGAGGUGAAGGACAUCUCACUGGAGGCCACAGGAGCUUUGUGAAGCCAGCGUGGAGAGAUCACCAACCCCUAGCUAUAGAUGAGGGGAGUGGAGCCUUAAUCCAGCAGGUUAUCGUGAUAGAGUCAGCAGAUGCAGAGGCUCCAGGUCCUGGGGUCAAGCAUGAGAGGACAGAAGGAGAGGAGGACCCACGGCACAGUAGAGACAUCCAGACUGAAGCAACGGCUGGAGUGGCGCCCCCUGUAGCCAAGGAGGACAUCGCAACUGCCUCCACGCCCCAGGCCAAGACUCAACCCAGCAUCACGGAGGAGGAGGAGGAGGAGGGUCCAGAGGUGCUGAUGAUGAAGGAGGAGGGUCUGGGAAACCCUGAGGGGACCAUGGUCAUUGAGGACAACCAGAUUACACCUCCUGAACCCACAGAGGAACCAGCUGAGCAGCACAGGCCCACAUACAGUCUCACUGAGUCAGUAGACAUGGAGGAUGGGAAGCCUGAUCUGCUGAUAGUCAAAGAGGAGACAAUUGAGGAUGAACCAGACAGCAUUGACCUGCUGAGUGGACUAAAGAUGGGGGAGCAAGGUGGUUGGCUGGAGGCUAACAGAGGAGACUGGGUGAACAUCUUGGAUUCCCAGACCAGUGCAGCCAAGGGCAACAUCACUGAGCAGGCCAGGACCAGAGGUGACAUAGUGGAGGCUGGCUGUGACCAGGGAAAGGUGUAGAAUCGGUCCACGGGGAAACGGAGGUGUCCGUAUGCGGCUGAAGAGAACAGACAGACAGCGAUGAUCCGUCCUGCUCCUAUAGUUGUGAUUCAGAGAGACUGAUGGUGCCUCAGGUUAACCUCCUAACAGGUGCUGCCUUCAGCCUGCCUUCUAUAGGAUCUAACACCUGGAACAUGGACCCUGCGACAACACAAACACUCCCUGGCCUUCAUCCUCCUCACACCAUCCUAAUGUUAAACAAGACCUCACACAAUGCCAGUGCCUCAACAGUAAAUGGCUACACAAUCCCAUUGACAAAUGAUAGCAGUAGUGACGCUAUCAGUAGAUCCGGUGGCAAAGAGAAGCACUUCCCGUGUUCAUUCUGUGGGAAAGCCUUCAAUUACCUCAAACAGGUGGAGAUCCACCAGAGGAUGCACACAGGGGAGAAAUAUUUUGAUUGCCACCCGUGUGAGAAGAGGUUCUCCCACCAGCACCACCUGCAAAGGCACCAGAGGGUCCACACAGGGGAGAAAUCCUACAGCUGACCCCAGUUUGAGAAGAGGUUCUCAUGCCAGGACCAGCUGAAGAUGCACCUGAAGGUCCACACGGGAGAGAGCCUGUACGCCUGUUCGCACUGCAAGAAGAGAUUCUCUAAGAGGAGCUACCUCCGGAUACACCAGUAGAAAACGCACAGGGCCCAUGUAUAGAGUGUAGUGACAUGUAAUGUAGUGUUAGUUUGAUGUUAAUUCUGUUGGUUUUGAAUGUUCUAGGGAACUGGAUGAGGUGAACUGAGGAAAGAAUGAGUAUGAUGAGGCAGAGUAGAUGAUAUGGUGAUUGUUGGUGUGAUGGUGUCUGUAAAAAUGCGUCACUGAUGAAGUGACAACUAUGUCUUGUAGUUUGAUACAGGUGUUUUAUAAUGAUGAAAUGAUUGCGCCUUAAUUCAUGUUUACUUCACAUAAACCAGUCAAGCUGUGUGUAAUGUUGAACCUUUUCCAAAGUAUUCUAAAAUACAUUUUAUCAAAUCGGGGGUACCAGAUUUACCGAAAGGGUAAAGUGUUACCAUAGUGAGAAAAGGUAUUGUACUUGUCACAAGAAUAGUACUUUACUUCAGGUUAUGUGAGUGUAUAAAAAUAACAAGGGUGUCAGCAGUCAUUUUUGUAUCAUUGUAUCAUCCUUCUCAGUCGAACCAAAACAUAUUUAAUUCUUGAAUCAACACAUGGAAAGGUUUUUCUAAUACACUCCAAUGGCUCCAUAUUGUUAGGUACUUGAAUCACAGUGUUAGAGAUGUGUUUGACUGUGGUUAACAUUUUAUAAAGUCAUGUUUCUGUGUGUACAGCAAAGAGUUUAUUUUAUAAACCUUUAUGCUUUUCUGUUCAAUGUGUGUUUACAGUCUGCAGUCCAUGAGGACCUGCUGAUAUCCGGUGUUGCUGACGGGAGAGACUGGACCUCUGAAGCGGCUGGUCACAAACCCUGGCCCCGGAUCAGAACCCUGGAUCAGGAGCCGUCGCUCUUCCUUCCCGAGUCGGAACCAGGA